This is a messenger RNA of Paramuricea clavata, 726 nucleotides long. The record is from the annotation of a GenBank genome assembly. NCBI's taxonomy places the organism in Eukaryota, Metazoa, Cnidaria, Anthozoa, Malacalcyonacea, Plexauridae.
AUGUCUAGUUUUGACAAAUUAGCUCAAUUUGUCGACCAGUCAUUGAAGGUCGAUGGCGUGUGGUCGGAAAUCACCACUAACGGAGGUUAUCAUGUGUGCAAAAGUCCUGAGGUAACUCUAAGUUUUUAUCCAACAACUAAAACUUUGAAAAUUCAAGGACCGAAGCAAGUAUAUUAUCGUUCACUUUUGCAAGACAUUGGUGGACUAGAUAUCAAUAAUUUUAAGAAGCAGGAGACCAACCCUGAAGCCCUCGAGCGAGACGAAGAAGAAAGCUUCGAUGCUUCAUUAGUAUGCAUUUCUUCACAAUCAAGCGUGGGUGAAAUGCCUACGGUCUGCUGCGGUUCUAGUUGUGCGGAAGGAAUGAAAAAACUAUGGCAAGAAAUAGAAGCUAUUAAAACCAAUCUUAAGAUAUCUGAAAUGAAGAGCGCUUCCGCUAGCUGUCCAACGUGCAAAACUAAUUUAAAGGACAAGCAAGACGCACUGAAUAAAUGUGUGGAGUAUGAAAAUACAAUAAAACGUCUUGAAGAUGAAAAAUUAAGCCUAAUAACAGCUAUUAGACUUUUACAGGAAGAUUCGCAAAGCAUCCACUCCAAAACGGACAAGAUUCCGGCAAAUUCUGGUCCAUGGGAAAAAGUUAAUCGAAAGGGCAAGCGAAAUAAUAAUAACAGUCAAGAUCAAGGCCAAACGAAAAAUGAUGAUAAAGCUGCUGAUGCAGAAGGACAUGGC